Messenger RNA from Aphanomyces invadans, 6538 nucleotides. RefSeq lists its product as hypothetical. Lineage: Eukaryota; Oomycota; Saprolegniomycetes; Saprolegniales; Verrucalvaceae. Gene Ontology annotation, molecular function: calcium ion binding. The record is from RefSeq and is a predicted model, not a curated record. The transcript has 20 exons. The coding region runs from base 11 to 6538 and encodes 2175 amino acids.
UGGGACGACCAUGAAAUGGGAGACAGCGACACUCCGUCCGACGCCUUGGGCGACGAGCUUUGGAGGUGGCGCGCCAAGUGUAUUCCGGUCUGCUCGCAUGUCUCGUCGAGCUGCAGCAUCUGCAUCUGCUUGGCGAUCCCGAGACUCAGCGGCGGACGACGUAACAAUAUCUCCUGCAGCUUCCUGCCUCGACAUCAGUCGCGUGUGCCGUGUGGCGAUUUCGCGGCAUGGGACGGUGCGAGACUUACUUUUGCAUCCGAAUAUGCCGUUGGAAGAAUUGUACGCGUGUCUGCGUGCGAUUUUCCCGCAUGUGAACACUACUCCCAUUGCUCUGAAGAAUGAGUCGAAUACGCUGUUCCCAUUGUCGCUGCUCUCGCGCCAUCCAUCGACAUUCAGUCGUGCGAAGAAGGAUUCAGCGGCACUGUACGUGCCAUUUGAGCUCGUGUGUUUGGGCGACCCGGACGUGUCGUAUACGGAACUCACUCGCCCAGCGCGCGUGGGUUGGCACCACCAUGCCCAAGGAACGAACGAGGAACUGACACAGUUUACGCUGCCCCAACUCAUUCACGAAUUCCGCCGCGCCGCUCCGACCGGCGCGUUGGACCGCAGCUCGUUCCAGAAGGCGCUGCCGUUGCUGGUUCCUACAUCCUCUCCCGACGCGACGACUGUCCAUCUGCUGCUGUCGCGCCUCUUCGACGUGUUUGACAAGGAUCGUACCGAUGUCGUCGACGUAAUCGAGUUCGUAUCGGGCCUUUCUGUGCUCGUCCAGGGCGACCGAGACGAAAAGAUCCAAGCCAUGUUUUCGCUCUACGACAGCUCGGCGCAGGGCUUUAUCAGCCGCGACGACAUGACGACGUACCUCACGUCUGUGUACUUGACCAUCGCGGAGCUCAACCCGGAGGUGUUUGCGACCAACCACGUGGACCCGAUCCAACUCGGCCACGUCACGGCGGCCCAGUGCUUUGAAGACGCCGACCUGAACCACGACGGCCGCCUCAGCUACGCUGAGUUCCAGGUGUGGUACAGCAAGAGUGUCCACCACCACCAGCCGCAUGCGCGCAAACUUAAGCAAGUGCACGUGAAACAAGUCGAUUCGCAACUUCGCCAACCCAUCCAGGUCAAGUGGACGUUAAGCGCUGUGAGAGACAUGACUGGCCUUGGCGACUACGCCGUGGACGAAAUGCUCGGUUGGUUUCCGCACGACAACGCGCUGACUGAAGCGGAUUUCCUCGCCACGAUGAAGCGUAUCUUGCAGCGCCAGCGCAAACCUGUCACACAGUCCACGAUUGCCCUCUUACACACGCUCUUCAACCUCUUUGACUCGGACCACAAUGGUGUGCUCAAUGCUUUGGAAUUGAAAACCGGGCUCUCGGUCCUCUGCCACCCCGAUCCGUAUGGAGGCAGCGUGCGCGCUGCGUUCGAUUUGAUGGACUCGAACGGCGACGGCCGCAUCACGCUGGAAGAAAUGACGUUGUACCUUCGAUCGGUAUUUCGUGUGUUGCACGGAGUGACGAAUGCCCACGUGCCAGUCCCGCCGGACGUUCUCGCAACGCUGACGGCACAGGAAAUGUUCCAAAGAGCAGACUUGAAUCACGACGGCAAGAUUUCGUUCGAUGAGUUUCACGCGUGGUUCACGGCGGCACCGACCACUGCGCUACCGACCCCCCCGCCCUUGUUUCCGAGUCAGGUGCAUGGUCAACACCACCACCAGCAGACAGGAACGAUCCCGGGUGGCGUCGCGCUGACGCCGCCAACCAGCGUCACGCUUGAACGGGUGGGAGCGCUAACGAAUUUGAGCUGGCGCCAUCCCCUUGACGUGUUUGAGGUCGUCGCGCUGUACGUGAAUGCCGAUGGUGUCUUAACCAAGCAUGCAUUCGACCAAGCCUUUCUCCACCUCAUGCAAGGCUCGACGACGUCUGCGGCCCAAGCUCGCAUGGUAGUGGAUCGGUUGUUCCUUGCUUUUGACGGCGACGGUGACGGCGUUGUCGACUAUUGCGAACUCAGCUCUGGACUGUCCUUGCUUUGUGCGGGGUCGCAGCAAGAAAAAAUCGAGGCCGCCUUUACCCUGUACGACGUGAACAAGGAUCAGUUCAUCUCCAAGUCGGAGCUCGUGAGCUACCUUACAGCGGUGUUUCGAGUGAUUUACGCGUUCGGACCGCCGCCGAUUCCUGGCGUAUCCCCCGUGGAGCUGGCCGAGUCGACGGCCGCCGAUGCGUUUUCCCAGUACGACUCUAACCACGACGGUCAGCUUAGCCUGGACGAGUUCACGGCGUGGUAUUCCGCCCCCACACCUUCCGCCCCGCCCGUGCCACAGCAUCCGCCUGCCUCUGGCCUUGCCAAGCCAAGUCAUGCUUCGAGUCGAGGGCCACAUACGGCGCCGUCAUCGUACGACUUGGAGUUUUUGCGCCGUGCCCGGCAAGUGACUCAUUUGGGCCAAUACGCUGUGGCGGACAUUUUCUCGUUUUUUCAAGCGAGUGCGACCAAUGAUCAACUGUCCAAAGCCCAGUUUUUCCGGUGCUUUAACAAGUUGCUGAGUAAGUCGUCGAGCAACGGCGCAUCCCAAGUGACAGCAUCGCCCCAACUGCUAAAGGCCACUCUGGAGCAAUUGUUUGUGCUGUUUGACACCGAUGGCAACGGGGUUGUCGACACGAAGGAGCUGGCAGCCGGCUUGAGUUUGCUAUGUGGGGGCUCUCACCAAGACAAAGUUCAAGCAGCGUUUUCGCUGUACGACAAGAAUGGCGACGGGUUCAUUUCCCGGGAAGAAAUGACCGAGUACUUGACUGCAGUCUUCAAGGUGCUUCUACAAACGUCUCCGGCGCUCCACGCCCAACUCGGCCACGUCUCGGCGGAUCACUUGGCCCAAGCCACGACUGGCCAAGCAUUUGCGACGUGCGACUUGAAUCACGACAAUAAACUCAGCAUCGACGAGUUCACUGCAUGGUACCAGGCACCGCAACCAGGCGCAGUCCGCAAUCAACGCCGCCUUCCCACGGCAGCGCCUCGCACGACGUCGUCGUCGCCACUCUCACCCGCGCACGCUCGGGCGUUGUUGGGACUGGGUCACUUGACAGCUGACACGCUGGUUGAUUUGUUUCACGACCGGUUGACGGCCCACGUCGUGUCGGAGAAGGCAUUUGUUGCGUGCUUUUCCAAGCUCAUGCAAAGUGAGAACGAUUCCGAAAAGGCUGUCGUCCACGGCCUCGUCAACGAGCUCUACCAGUCGUUCCACAAGGCGUUUCGGUCACUCACGCCGGGGCUGUGCUACCAGGACGUCGCGUGCGGGCUGUCGGUGUUGGCACAGGACGAAUCUGCUGACGCUAAAGUCCGCGCGACUUUCCGCCUCAUGGACCAAAACGGGGACAUGGCGCUGUCGAAAGACGAACUUGUGCGGUACUUUACCGCCGUAUUUGCCGUCAUGUACGUGCUCAACCCGCCGGCGGAUGCGGCUCACGUUUCAGCCCACGAGUUGGCCGCCAUCACAGCCGACCACACGAUGGAGCAAGCCGACACGAAUGCCGAUAAUUCCAUCAGUUUUGCCGAAUUUCAAAGAUGGUACACGCAAGGAGUGCGAUCGGAAGGUCCCGCCCCGUUGCCGUCGCUGCGGGAGAUCCGGCACAUUACGGCAUUGGGAUAUUUGGAGGUGGACGAAGCGUUUGAGCGCCUGGCCGACUGCGCCGACGACGACAUGGCAUCGUCGGAAGGAGGGAGUGUGUCCUUGGAGGCCUUUGUUGUGUGUCUGACAAACUUGGCCCACGAAUUCCACGGCCACGUUCCACUCGCGCUUCCCAGUGUUGCGACGGGUCUCUAUCGCGCGUUUGUAAAGGACGCCACCGGCGACCGCGUCGAGUUUGCCGAGCUCGCGGCCGGUCUCAGCGUUCUGUGCAAAGGUUCCCGCGAUGCCAAAGUGCAGGCGGCGUUUUCGUUGUACGACUACAACAGCGAUGGGUACAUUUCGAUCGACGAAAUGACACGGUACUUGACAGCGGUCUUCCGCGUGCUGUACGUGGUGCAGCCAACGAUGGCCAGCAAAACGGGCGUGUCGGCGGCCGACCUCGGCCUUCUCACCGCCGAACAAGCGUUUCUCGAGGCCGACGUGAACCGCGACAACCGAUUGAGCUUGAACGAGUUCGCCGUGUGGUAUGCCAAGCACAAGACCCCCGACGACAGCCUCGUAGAACCGUUGAGUCGCCACCAAAAGCCACUGCGAUCCACUGAGCAUGGAUGGAACGUCGACGCAAUUCGACGGCACACCAAGCUCAUGUUCCAUCGAGCAGAAGACGUGUUUGAACUGUUUGCGGAGGCCGCCAAUGACGACGGCCACUUGGACCAAGCCCACUUUGACAAGUGCUUUCUCCACUUGAUGGAAGGCGACUCAACGCCCACCACGAUUGCGUUUCUUCGCCGGUUGUUCGACCUCUUCGACUCGAACCAAGACGGGUGGGUCGACUUUUCGGAGCUCUCGGCAGGCUUGUCCAUCCUCGGCGGUGGGCGCGAGGACAAAGUCCGCGCCGCGUUUGCCUUGUACGACUACAACCAAGAUGGCGUGAUUUCGCUCGACGAAAUGGUUCGAUAUUUGACAGCGGUGUUCAAGGUGCUGUUCGCCACGAAUCCAUCUUUGCAACCACAAAUGCAAGUCACGCCGGAAGAAUUGGCCCAAGUGACUGCAGAGCAAGCGUUUUUGGAGUGCGACAUCAACCAAGACGGCAAGCUAACGCUAGACGAGUUUCAAGCAUGGUACACGCAAUCCAAGAAACAAACAAACACGGCGCUGGCAAUUCCCCUUCCGUCGCUGGCCCAAGUUCGCCACUUCACCGAUUUGAGCUCGUGUGCUCCGGCUGACGUCGUGGAGCGCUUCCGAACGUUUGCCGUCGAUGGGCAAUUGACCCGAGAAGCGUUUACACAAGGCCUCCACAGCUUUGCCAAACCAAGCGCGACUGGGUCAAGUACUGUCGAUGCCGUCGCGAGUCGGCUCUUUGACUUGUUCGACACGAAUGGCAAUGGCGUCGUGGAUUACACGGAGCUUGGAGCGGGACUGUGCGUUUUGUGCGGAGGGUCGCAAGAAGAGAAAAUCCGCGCAGCCUUUGCCCUCUACGACCUCAACCACGACGACACGAUCUCGCGCACCGAAAUGGCGCUGUACUUGUCGUCCGUUUACAAGGUGCUGCUCGAAGCGAACCCAGAGACCAAGCGUCAGAUACAAGGAGCUGGAGUGACACCUGACGAGUUGGGAGCCAUCACGGCCGACCAAGCGUUUGCCGAAGCCGACAAAGACCACGACGGCGUCCUCACGUUCAACGAAUUCCGAAGGUGGUACCUCACACCGAGUGCGACGCACAUCAACUCGAUUCAAAUCCCCAAGUGGGUCAGCUUGCAAGCGGUCAAGGAGCUCACGCAGCUGCACAAGUUUGCACCGAGCCAAGUGUUUGCUCACUUAGCCGACCACAUGACGGACCCCCGAGGUUUGGACCGGCCUACUUUUGAACGGGCCGUGGCAUCGCUCGUCCCCGCUACAAUUAAGUCAACGCCAGAGGAGAAAGAUCGCCUGCGCUUGGUGCUCGACCGCCUCUUUACCGUCUUUGACACGAACGACAACGGAUUUGUCAACUUUCAAGAACUCGCCAGCGGACUCAGCAUCCUAUGCGGCGGGUCCCGUGCCGACAAAGUCCAGGCUGCAUUUGACUUGUACGACACGAACAAGGACGGCGUUCUUUCGCUCGACGAAAUGAUCGCCUACCUGACGUCCGUCUUCAAGAUCGUGUGCGAAACCAACACAGCCUUGUACCCAUCGGACGCGACGCCACUCGACCUGGCCGAGAUCACGGCCGAGCAAUGCUUUGCCCAGGCCAAGUUGAACCACGACGGAAAGCUGACGUUGGCCGAAUUUGAAAAAUGGUACACACAGGAACAUGACGGCGACGAGCUCUUGACGAAAGAUGCCAUGUUGACCAACGGAACGUCCCCUUUGACGGACGCCACGACCUCGGCGUCGGGCAUGGAGCGCAUUCGGAACUUGCUCAAACUGAAUCAGUACGAAGUCGGCGACAUCUUUGAGAUCUUUGCCGAAGCCGCGCCGAACGGAGAGCUCGGGUUUGCUGCAUUUAAGCAAUGCUUUGAGCACAUGGUCGAGUUGGCAGGCGGCUACGACUCACCGGAAGCCAAGCAGGAGGCCGCCGUCGUCAUUCGCCGCCUCUUUUGUGUGUUCGACUCGGAUCAAAACAACACGGUCGACUUUGGAGAACUCGCAAGUGGGCUCAGCGUGCUAUCGGGAUCGUCCAUGGAGGACAAAGUGUUGGCUGCAUUCCGGCUCUACGACAUCAACGGCGACGGGUACAUUUCGCUGGACGAAAUGAUUAGCUACAUGACGUCGAUUUUCCGCGUGAUGUACGAGACUUCGGACAAAGCGAAGGGCCAAAUGAGUGUGUCGCCGCAGGAACUCGCCAAGGUGACUGCGAUGCAAUGUUUCAAGGACGCCGACCGCAACCACGAUAUGCGGCUCAGCUUUGACGAGUUCAAGCAGUGGUGCACGUCGACCAUGUGA